AAAAGCUUCCUACUCUUUGAGCUUUUUAACUUUUGCUGUGCAUAACUCAUUCUUGGGUCUGGAAUUUCAUUUCACCACUGAAGAGAACGAUAGAGAGCAGUUUGCUGUUCAUUCUUCAUCUUCCCUCCACUGAAUCAUCCAAUCAAGUAUGGAGACCUUUGGACAAAUAGUUAUCAUGGGGGAACAGUUAAGCUAUUGCUAUGGCCUUGAUGAAAAGAUGCAAAGGCUUAAAAGAAAGUUAGAAAACCUGAGCAGCAGGGAAGCUGAUGUAAAUAAAGAACUAGAAUAUGCUGAGUCACUGUCUUUAAAGAAACGAAGGCAUCAUGUUGAAAAUUGGUUGACAAAUGUUGAAAGAAUAAAAAGAGACGUUCAGAGCAUGGAGCAAGUGCUGGCAGAGAGGAAACUGCUCGGACGUGUUCAGUUGGGGAAACGAGUGGAAGAGUUGAGUGGAGAAGUGACACAACUUGUGGAACAAGGAAGAUUUCCUGAAGGGCUCACAUUCGAAGCACAUGAGACCAAAGGAGAUGCCUUGCUGACAACAAAGCUACUGGGUCAUAUGUUUCAAGCAAAUAUGGAAAAGAUUUGGGCAUGCUUAAUGGAGAAAGAGGUCUUAAUCAUUGGCGUAUAUGGGAUGGGUGGAGUGGGCAAAACAACCAUAGUGACCCAUAUCCAUAACAAACUUUUAGAAGAUCCAAACACUUUUGAUCAUGUUUUUUGGAUCACAGUAUCACAAGAUUUUAGCAUUCAUAAAUUGCAGAACGAUAUUGCCAAAAUGGUGAAUCUAGACCUUUCAAAUGUGGAUGAUGAAAAGAAGAGGGCCGCAAAAUUGGCACAGGCUUUGCUGAGAAGAAAACAAUCUGUACUCAUUUUAGAUGAUGUAUGGAAUCAUUUUCUCUUAGAGAAGGUGGGAAUUCCUCUCAGAGUAAAUGGGUGUAAAUUAAUUCUGACCACAAGAUCAUUGGAUCUGUGUCGAAGGAUGAGUUGCCAAUUGAAAAUCAAAGUGGAGCCCCUUUCAGAGGAAGAGGCUUGGAACUUAUUUUUGGAGAAACUCGGGCAUGAAAUUGCAUUAACUGCUGAACUAAAAGAUAUCACAAGAUCUGUUGCAAAAGAAUGUGCAUGUUUGCCACUUGCAAUAGUUGUAAUGGCUGGAAGCAUGAGGGGAGUAGAUGACAUCUGUGAGUGGAGGAAUGCAUUGGAAGUUUUGAAAGAAUCAAAAGUGGGACAAGAUGACAUGGAAACCGAGGUUUUUCGAGUACUAAGAUUUAGCUAUUGGAGUUUGAAUGAUUCAAAAGUGCAACAGUGUUUCCUAUACUGCUCACUAUAUCCUGAAGACUAUAAAAUCAAAAGAGAGGAGUUGAUAGAGCGGUUUAUUGAUGAAGGACUGGUUGAUAGAAUGAAGAGUAGGCAGGCACAGAUUGACAGGGGUCACACUAUAUUGAAUAAACUUGAAAAUUCUUGCUUACUUGAAGGUAUUAUAGACUAUUUCCCACAUGAGAAGAAGUUCUUAAAGAUGCAUGAUUUGAUUAGGGACAUGGCAGUCCAAAUUGUGAAUGUGAGUCCUCGAUUCAUGGUGGAAGCUGGUAUACGAUUGAAGGAUUUACCAGAUGAAGAAAAUUGGACAGAGGAUCUUGAGAAAGUUUCUUUGAUGCAUAACAAAAUAUCAGAAAUUCCUUCUAGUGCAUCUCCAAGGAGUCCUAGACUUUCAACCCUGAUGCUCCAAUAUAAUGGUUUAAGAAAGAUACCAGAUUCUUUUUUUGAGCAUAUGCGUGGGCUCGAGGUUCUUGAUCUGUCCUACAAUGCCAUGGAACAUUUGCCGAAUUCAAUCUCCAACUUGGAGAACCUUAGGGCAUUAUUGCUUAGAGAAUGUGAUAAAUUAAAUCAUGUCCCUUCGUUAGCAAAGCUUACUGCUUUGAGGAGGUUGGAUCUUGGGCAUACAGGAAUUACUGAAGUUCCUAAAGGUAUGGAAAUGUUGGUCAACCUGAGAUACCUGGAUCUCUAUGCACACAAUCUAAAGAUGAUUCCUGUUGGUACUCUAGCCAAACUCUCUCAUCUGCAGCAUCUUGAAGUUUACCGGUCAUCUGCCACAUCAAAGGUGGUCGGAGAGGAGGUAGCAAGCUUGACAAAGUUGGAAACUUUUCAUGGGCAAUUCUGCGAAGUCCACAACUUCAAUGCAUAUAGCAAAUCUUUGCAAGAAGGAGGACCAAGGAAUUACCUACUUCAAGUGGGAUCAGACGAUCCAGAUGUUACACCAAAUGAAAGUGAUAUGUUUGAAAAACGUGUAAUCUUGAAAAGGUGCAAUAUAAGUAGAGGUGGAGAAGAAUCCCUUGUGCUCCCACAAGAUAUUGAGUAUCUAUAUAUGCAAGAGUGCAGUGAUGUGAGAAGUUUGUGUGAUAUUACAUCAUUGACAAAUGCAACUAACUUGAAGGCCUCUGUGAUUAAGAAGUGUAAAGGAGAAGAGCAAGUGCUUUCUUCUUCUUCUUCUUUGUCGUCCUCAUGCUUUCUACCUCUUCAAAGCCUCGAGUCAUUGCGCCUUGCAUUUUUGCAGAACUUAAGAGACAUCAUUACGUUUGAUGGAUCAAAAUCACCCCCACCAGGAACCUUAUCCUGUCUCAAAGAAAUUAGAAUAUAUAAUUGUCCGAAUAUAAAGAAGCUAUUCACAAUGGGGUUGCUGAUGUGCCUCCACAGCCUGGAAGAGCUCCAUGUAGAAGAUUGUCGGCAUCUGGUGGAAAUUGUGGCUGCAUCGUCAUCGGAUGAAGAUGAAGUGGAAAAAUAUAAGGAAGAAGGAAUUGGUACCAUCAUAUUCACUCUCCCCAAAUUAAGGUUUCUGCAAUUAUGGGACCUACCGGAGCUGAAGAGCAUCUGUACUAGUAAUUCAGUACUAGUUUGUGAUUCUCUCCAAGACAUAAUACUACGUUAUUGCCGGAAGCUAAAGAGGGUCCCUCUCUCUCUUCCCUGGAUUGAUGGUCAACCAUCUCCUCCUCCCUCCCUUCAAAUAAUAAAAGCAUUUCCCAAAGAAUGGUGGGAAUCACUGGAAUGGGACCAUCCCCAUGCUAAGAAUGUCCUUCAACCCUUUUGUCAUUUUACACGAUAUGUGUAACUGUAACAACACCAUGUUGAGAACUUCUUUCUUCCAUAAUAUAUAUAUAUAUUUUAAUGUUUAUUUUUCCGAACUUCCUUCUUUUCU
This is a messenger RNA of Alnus glutinosa, 3184 nucleotides long. RefSeq names its product probable disease resistance protein At4g27220. The record is from RefSeq and is a predicted model, not a curated record. The coding region runs from base 149 to 3097 and encodes 982 amino acids. The transcript has 2 exons. Lineage: Eukaryota; Viridiplantae; Streptophyta; Magnoliopsida; Fagales; Betulaceae. Gene Ontology annotation, molecular function: ADP binding; ATP hydrolysis activity; protein binding.